Molecule: messenger RNA, 2572 nt
Organism: Sitodiplosis mosellana (orange wheat blossom midge)
Lineage: Eukaryota; Metazoa; Arthropoda; Insecta; Diptera; Cecidomyiidae
Exons: 3
Coding region: 410-1630 (406 amino acids)
Source: RefSeq, a predicted model, not a curated record
GCGACGUAUGAAAUUGUCGAAAAACAAUAUGGCCGCCCUGUUUUCAAUUUCAAGAUCAGACCAGAUAUUUUUUAUGCACUUCAUCGUCUGUUUAUGUUUUCAUUUUUGAUUUCGCAAUUUAACAUUUUUUUUCUGUUUCAAUCUGGCACAUCGAUUUCAGCGUGUGAAAUAGUGUGUUGGCGCAUUACAACGGUUGCUGAUUACAAUUGAGUGGGCCAAACGAAAAGAAAUAGAAGUAAAAAGGCACAGGGAGCGAGAGAAAAAAGGAAAAUUGAGAGCGAGAGAGAAUAAAGCGUAUACGAAAUAGUCAAAGCAUGUUAAAAACAAAAUAAAUUUUGUUGAAUCAGAAGAAUAAUUCGCUGAAUUCAAUCAACGAACAAUCGAGAAAUCAAAAGUUGUCAGUGUCGAAAUGUCGUCUGAUGUAGAUGAUGACCAAGUUCUUCCGGAUUCAUUGCAAAAGCUGGAAAUUGUUCCCGUUUACUCACAUUCACAGUCGGCCUGCAAAUCGAACAACGAACGCAAUCAAAAUCCAUUCUUUUCGGUAUUAUCGACAGCGAACGGGAUCGAUGAUCGGAUAAUCAAAGACCUGUUUGGGCCAACGUGUAGCAAUUGCGAAAGCAGCGAUAACUCGUCGUGUGACAUGGACAGUGUGAAUUCGAGUAGCGGUAGUAAGGAUGUGUCAAACAAAAGUUGGCGACAUCGUGGUAGUAGUGUAAGUCAGUGUAUCGAACACAGCAUUAACAAGCAGAUUCAUUUCAAACAUCGUGAUAAGGAGAAAUCUCAAGUGUUGUCCGACAAGAAGCUAACAAUACUGCGUGAACCGAUUCUAAAAUCCAUUGGCCGUUCGGCGUAUCACAAUGGCAACCAGAGUAAAUCGUGUUGUGAACCGAAAUCGAGUAUUGAGCACAGCGGCAACAGUGCAAAGAACAGCGAUCUGAGCAAUUCAACGAAUCCAACAGUUUGGUUUGCACUGAAAUCACAGUGCGGUAAUGGUGGUGGUGGUGAUGAUGAUGAUCAAGGUGCAAAUGGACAGCUCAAAGCAAAUUGUACGAUUACCAAAAGUGGAGCCGCCGAAUUGAGCACAACUAAAGUGGUAGGUGAAUGUCAGCAUGUGGUGCCAGGCACUUCAGUGGACGCAAAUAAUGUGAUGAUUCAUAGAAUACAAAAUUGGCAAUUGAACGAUGAUUCAACCGUUGAUUUUAAGUCAUUGGUCAAUGAAUGCGAUAAUCUAACGUUGUCCACACGGGAUGGAAGCAUCAGUUCAAUUACGGAACUGCAUAAAACGAAAAACUUUCAAGUACUGCAAUCAAAUCAAAUGGGCGGAAAUAUUGGUGUCGGCACCGCAUCAUCGACUGGUGCAACCGACACAAAUUCGCCGAACAAUAGCAUUCAUGCAACGAUGGCGACAGCGACGACGGCGACAGUACUUGCUGGCACUGGAACCAGCAGCAAUGCGAUGAAUAGCAGCCUGAGCAGCAACAGCAGCAAUUCAUCGUCGUGUUCGCAACAGGCACGCAUGAACUCAAGUAACUGUGAUGUCACAAUCGACGAAUUGGCGAGCUACAUCGAAUUUCAAUUGCAUCUCCCCAAGCCCAUGUCCUCAAACGUUUACGAAGCAAUGUUUUCGUAGCUACGUUCUACUUUUCAAUGCCGGAACAUAGAACCAAAUUUUGUGGUUGGCAUACUACAACAAUAAUAUAUCGAUAUAUUUAUGUGUUUGUGUAUGACGUAACUCUUUGAUCACUGGCAUUCAGAUUACGAGAUUUUAUUUUGCAGGCUCUUGACUUGUAAAUAGUCAAAACAAAACCGCUGUUUUCUUUUUGUUCAAUCGAUUACGCAUUUCGUUACACUUUUUCUUCAUUUAUUUUUAUUCUAUACUACUGCAGCUGAAUGAUAGGCCGUAUCAUCCGUAUCCUCAUUCUCAAUUUAAAAAUAACUCGUGAAUCGAAAGUGAAAAUGAAUCGUCAAUUUUUAUUUGGAGUGUGUACGUGUCCAUGUAAAGAAAAAAAGAGCGGCACAUAUUUCAGAUUUAAAUAGAGAGAGAGAGAGAGAACAAAAAAGGGAGCCUAUUUCAUUUGAAACAGGUGACGCAUUUUAACUGAGGAAAUAUAACUGUAGCACAUAAUGAGUGGAAACAAGAGGAAAGCAAAACAAAAGAGAAGAAACAAUGCUAAACCUCUAUUAGUACAAUACGUAUUUUUAUUUCGUUUCGUAAAACUCUAUGUAUACAAAACCACAAAAACACAUCAAUUGAUGCAUUGGUUUCAUUUGUAACCCAACCCCCCCUCUUAUCCUUCUUCUUCUUCUUCUCGUAAGAAAUCAGAAAAAGAGACACAUAACAUGGACCUUAGGAUUUUUUUUAUACGCAGCCAAUAUAUUUAUAUUUAAAAUGAAACAAACAAAAAAAAUGAAAUUAAUAAAAUUACAUGGAAUUAGAUAUGAAAUUGAAUAAUUUAUAGAUAAAUAUGAUCGAUAUUUCAUAAGAAACAAAAAUUCGUAUUUAUGAGAGAGAAGAAAUUAUUGCAAAUUAGUUAAUAAAAAGAAACAACAACAACAAAAUGAUUUGAACGCA